UAAAGGUAUAUAAAAGGUAGAUUAGAUCCAUUGCUUCUUCCAUCACCUCCUCUUCUCAAAGCUUUAAGCACUCUUAGCUUUUGACAAUGGAAAUGGACUUAGAGAUAGAGGUGAUGGGGAGAGAAGUGAUCAAACCUGCUACACCCUCACCUCAUAAUCACAUUCAGCUCUCUCUUCUCGAUAUGUCCAUUCCCGCAAUGUACUUCUCAACAAUCUUCCUCUAUAAAUCUGAAGACCUAGUCACUGCGUCGCGUGAGGUCAUCUCAAAGAAACUGAAAAGCUCUUUGUCCGAGACUCUCUCACGCUUAUAUCCACUCGCUGGAGAGAUAGAAGGCGUCUCUAUCAACUGCAACGACAAAGGAGCCGUCUUCACUGAGGCACGCACCAAUCUCCUUCUCCCCGAGUUCUUGAAAACCCUCAACGUUGACUCUCUGGCGGAACUCCGUCCCAAGGUCGAGGAUGGAGAUUCUCCAUCGGCGUGGCCAUUGUUGAGUGUCGGCGUCACCUUCUUCGGGUCUGGAUCAGGAGUAGCUGUCUCGGUCAACGUCUCUCACAGGAUCUGUGACGCGGCUUCAUUGCUUACCUUGGUAACAGAUUGGUCAGAGACCAUGGCUAACAAGAAGUCAAAUGUGGGUAUUCAUCAGUUCGCUGAGGCCACCAUUUAUCCUCCUGCUCCUCCCCACAUGGCUUCACAGUCCCGAACAACGAACUCAAUAAAGUGUGCAAUGAACCGUUUCGUCUUUGAGUCCUCUAAGAUCGCUGAACUCAAACGCAAAGCAGCUAGCGAAAGCGUCAAAAUGCCUACACGUGUGGAAGCUAUCACGUCACUUAUCUGGAAAUGUGUUACAAAGGCCUCGCGGUCUAACCUGAUGGGUCCAAGGUCAGCGGUCAUGUAUGUAGCCGUAGACUUGCGGCUUAAGGUUCCUUCAAGUGUUUUGUCACCGGACGCUAUUGGUAACCUUCAGACAGCAUUCUUUCUCAAGAAAGACGCAGAGAGCGAAGUUGAAAUACAAGAAACCGUGGCCGCAUUCAGGACGGCCAAAGAAGAAGUCGACAAGAUGUUAAAAGAUAAUGUCCAAAGCAAUACACUUGGUCAGGGUUUGUUGAACAUGAUGGGAAGUCAGGCGUCGGUGUUCAAACCGGACAUAGACAUAUACACAACGUCUAGCUGGCUCGGUAAGCCUUUCUACGGGGUUGACUUCGGGUGGGGUAGUCCGGUCUGGAUGGGAUCAGCUACACAUACCGUCUAUGACAAAUUGGUGUAUGUUUCGCUGAUGGACUCAAAGGAUGGUGAAGGUGUGGAAGCAUGGAUAAACAUACCUGCAGAAGUCAUGUCUGUGUUUGUCCAUGACCAAGAGUUGCUUGCUUAUGCUGUCCUAAAUCCCCCCAUCACAAUCUAAACAAAAUGGCCAUAUGUUUUUAUUGUUCGGAGGAAAAGGUUUAAAAAUAUCCAAUUCUUUUUAACUGGCUUUUGUGAUUUGCUUGAAUAAAUUGAUAAUCAUUUCAAAUUUCAUGUUGUUUGAUGUGUUUACAGCAAUUGUAUGUGCUCAAUAAGGUUUACUUUACAUUAAUUGUUGUUGUCAA
Messenger RNA from Brassica oleracea var. oleracea, 1584 nucleotides. RefSeq names its product BAHD acyltransferase At5g47980-like. Lineage: Eukaryota; Viridiplantae; Streptophyta; Magnoliopsida; Brassicales; Brassicaceae. Bases 87 to 1400 code for a protein of 437 amino acids. The record is from RefSeq and is a predicted model, not a curated record. The transcript has a single exon.